Schizophyllum commune H4-8 is the source of this 953-nucleotide messenger RNA. RefSeq lists its product as uncharacterized. Gene Ontology annotation, molecular function: double-stranded DNA binding. Gene Ontology annotation, biological process: DNA damage response; DNA replication. The transcript is spliced from 3 exons. The record is from RefSeq and is a predicted model, not a curated record. Bases 72 to 953 code for a protein of 293 amino acids. Lineage: Eukaryota; Fungi; Basidiomycota; Agaricomycetes; Agaricales; Schizophyllaceae. Gene Ontology annotation, cellular component: nucleus.
GCCACAUCUUGCCUUCUCCCCCCAUCAUCUGCACGCCCCCGCGCCCCCUUGCACUCAUUCGAUAACCCAAGAUGCCUCGCGCGGAAGUCGGAACCCCGAAAUAUGUCGCCAAUCAGAUGAAGUCGAAAGGCCUGCAGCGGCUGCGCUGGUACUGUCAAGUCUGCGAGAAACAGUGCCGUGACGAGAACGGCUUCAAGUGCCAUGCCCAAUCCGAGUCCCAUCUCCGGCAGAUGCUCGUCGUCGGCGAGCACGCAGGGAAGCACAUCUCGAACUUCUCCGCCGAGUUCCAGAGCGAGUUUGUGAGGCUGCUGAGCAGGAGGUUCGGUACGAAGCGCGUGCUGGCGAACCGUGUAUAUCAGGAGUACAUCUCGGACAAGAGCCAUCUGCACAUGAACGCGACGCGAUGGGUCACGCUCACGGAGUUCAUCAAGCACUUGGGCCGGACAGGUGUUGCUCGCGUGGAUGAGACGGAGAAGGGCUGGUUCAUUGCUUGGAUCGACAACAGCCCGAAAGCGCUGGCGAAGCAGGACGCCGCACAGAAGAAGGAGCGCCUCACGACAUCAGACGAGCAGCGCGAGCGCAAUCUCAUCGCAGAGCAGAUCGAGCGCGCGAAGGCUGAGGCUAAAACCUCACCAUCAUCGGGCUCCGAGGAGGAGAAGGAAAAGGAGCCGGAAGUGGGCCUCAAGCGUGACGAAGGCGCGGAGAAGCUUAAGCUCUCAUUUGCUCCGAAGACCACUGCCACCCCCGCUCCCUCCGCCCCCGCACCACUCAAGCUCAACCCACUAAAGGCGAACCCCUUGAAGCGACCGAAUGUCUUCAAGGCCGCCGCCUCCAAGCCCGCACCAGCUAACGACAAGAAGCGGUCGCUCAGCGCGGCAGAGCAGCUCAUCAUCGAGGAGCAGGAGCGCAAGCGGAGAAAACUCGAGCGGGAAGGUCAUAGUGUAACAGCAUGA